AUGGAUCAGUUACAAGCUCUCAUCGAGCCUGGACGUCAGUUUGCUAAAGAUUCGAUUCGAUUGGUGAAAAGGUGCACUAAGCCGGACAGAAAAGAGUACCAAAAGAUCGCUGUUGCAACUGCCAUCGGUUUUGCAAUUAUGGGUUUCAUCGGAUUCUUCGUGAAGCUCAUCCAUAUACCUAUCAACAACAUCAUCGUCGGAGCUUGA
Molecule: messenger RNA, 207 nt
Organism: Angiostrongylus costaricensis
Lineage: Eukaryota; Metazoa; Nematoda; Chromadorea; Rhabditida; Metastrongylidae
Source: the annotation of a GenBank genome assembly